Molecule: messenger RNA, 3666 nt
Organism: Centropristis striata (black sea bass)
Lineage: Eukaryota; Metazoa; Chordata; Actinopteri; Perciformes; Serranidae
Gene: mcph1
Product: microcephalin 1
Exons: 17
Coding region: 213-3248 (1011 amino acids)
Biological process (GO): mitotic cell cycle
Source: RefSeq, a predicted model, not a curated record
CUCAGGAGGACUAGAUGCAACGAUGCUCCCUUCGACAUCUCCUCUGGGUUGUUAGUGACGUAUGUAACCUAUCAGCCAAUGAUGGCUCUUGUCCCAACAUGCAUUGCAUCACAAACUGCACGCGCGAACUAUGUACACCGUAGUUAAGUCGUCUUGGAAACAGCGGAGUUUUAACCUCACAGCCACACAAAGUGAAACUAAGGAGACCAGUAAUGACCACAAGUAACAACAGUUCAGUUCUUAAAGAUGUCAUUGCCUAUGUUGAUGUGUGGUCAUCAGACAAAAGAGCGAACUAUGCAAAACCAUUUGUUCAGCAGCUGCAGGAAAUGGGAGCUCAGGUAUCAAAAACAUUCAGUAAACAAGUCACACAUGUUGUCUUCAGCAAUGGUCACCCGGCUACAUGGAGGAAAGCUAAGAAAAGUGUUGUGAGACUCGUCUCUGUUCUCUGGGUAGACAGAUGUUACGAUGAAGGUGAGCGCGUGGAUGAGGAGCUGUAUCCAGCCGUUAAUGAUGAAAGCAAUCCUGUGAUGAAGAACAAGAGACAUCGUUGCAUGCAGCCAAAAGAUUCUCCAGAGAGGACACCUGAAAAUGACAGACGCAUGAAAAAGAAAUUAGACAAAAUGAUGAAAGGUCUAGCCCCAAAACAAACUCUGGUUACAGAUGUGUCGCCCAUCAUCAUCGACGAAGAGAAUGGAAUAAUCUACAGCCCUGCCUGGAAAAGAUCAGAUUAUAUGGCACAACGUUUGAAGGACAUGAAAGAGAAAAGGGAAAACAUCUCACCCACAGCAUCACAAAUGGUUGAAUCCAGCUCACCCACUGGCCUGAAGCCUUGUCUUGGGAGCACACCAACUGUCCUCAAAUUUGACCAGUCGGAUGAUGAUUCCAGCGCUUCUGUUGCUGAACCUACAUACUCACCUGAUAAGGAAGAAGGGAGAACAAAAGUUGAUGUUAAGGAUCAUAACCAUUGCACACCACGCCACAGGAAAGGCUCCAACAAACCUUGGAUCUCGCCCUCCAAUGAUGGGCCAAAACAAAUUUCAAGUCCUGUAAAAUGUCCUGACUUCAAGGACGAAGAGGAUGGAGAAGGGAUGAGACAAAAAAAGUCGAGAAGUUUCUCAGUCAGAAAAAAGCCAGCAGAGAAACACAAAGCCAAAGGUUUAUUAGAAGGUCCUAGCCAGGAUCGGAAAUCUGACAACAGCAAGCACUUGUAUAAAAACUUACCUGAUAAGGAAAAAGUGAAAGCACAAGUUGAGGUUAAUGAUCAUGAUCUUUUCGAACCAUGCCACAGGAAAGGCUCCAACAAACCACCCGUCUCACCCUGCCAUAAUGUGCCAAAACUGAUUUCAAGUCCUGUGAAAUGUCCUGACUUCAAGGACGAAGAGGAUGGAGAAGGGACAAAACAAAAAAAGUUAAGAAGGGCCUCAGUCAGAAAACAGCCAGCAGAGAAACACAAAGCCAAAGGUUUAUUAGAAAGUCCUAGCCAGGAUCAGAAACGAGGCAAGAACUUGUAUAAAGAAAAAAGGAGAUCACCGAUAAAAUCAUCUAGUCCAACACCUAACAAAUCUGAAAAGGGGAUCCAAAAGAUUAAAGCAUCUAAAUCCUUGACGGAGACUAAGACCCAUCUUUCCUCCGAUGCUGCAAACUCGUCUAGUUUAAUGUCACCACCAGUGAAACUACGUGCUGCUGCAAUUGAACUGUCAAAAGAAACUGCUACCCCAUUACAGAAAACAGCCAAACGAGCCAGAACAUCACUGUCUGCCUUGGUACGAUCUUUUGCUCUGUCCGGGGAUAGUAAAACAGUUGCCUCAGGCUCCACUGAUGGAGAUAAUGAUGUGUUUGAGGACUAUUUCUCACCAGUUAACCACAUAUCAAAAAGACCUCCUUUGCCUAAUCUACCAGUGGAGAGAGACAUUCAGAUUCCCUUUGAGUUGCAAUCUGUCCCAAAGAAGAGAAAACAAAGAAGAAGUGAAAGCAUUGGAUCUGAAGCAACCAGUAAAAAGAAAAGGAAACUGGAUAAAAUCAUCAAAGAUCAGCAAUGUGAUGCAAGCAGUGAGCCUCAAAGUCAGCCACAGCUGGAUGUUGAAGAAUCUCUGCUUGCAUUGGAGAGUCCAAGAGUUGAUGCACCUAUUGUGACUAAAAGGCAAAGACAAAGCACUUUGCCAUUUGCAAUCACCUGUACAGCUAGAAGUGCUGCAGUCAAACAGAGAAGAUCAUCUACAUCAGUACAAUCAACAAUGUUAAGGGAGCCUCAAACAAAAACGGAGCUGCUGAAAAACUCUGAUGUCAGCGUUCCUUCUCAUGCAUUGGAAAGUAGAGGAAAUGUACAUGCAGUUGCAGCUGGUUCAACAGAGAUCCCCUCUGAGGGCGAAGAAGACAACCACAAUAAGCAAAUCAGCUUGAGUCUUCAGAAGAUGGUUAACAAAACAAAGGCUAUGAGAACACUGGUCAUGACAAGCAUGCCCACUGAGAAGCAGCACACAGUGGAUCAGGUAGUGAGCACACUGGGUGGGUUUACAGUCGUUGACCGAGUUUGUGAGAGCACAACUCAUGUGGUGUCCGGGGCUCACCGGCGGACUCUCAAUAUUCUGUUGGGUAUAGCUCGUGGUUGCUGGAUCCUGUCGUUUGAAUGGAUCCUCUGGUGUUUGGAGCAAAGGCAGUGGAUUCCAGAGGAACCAUAUGAACUUUCGGAACAAUUUCCUGCAGCACAGGUCCAUCCUCUUGAACUGGAUAGUUGUAGUUGCUGCUCUGGGUUUGGCAGUUUUCCUGCUCGGGCAGCAGAAAGGUGUAGCUGCACGGCCCGUUUUGAAUCUGAUAUUGUCUCUUUCCCACGGCACUGUAUCCUGUCCCCAGACCAAGGCAGAAACUUAAAACUACAUCCAAGUGUCCUCUUGAGGUUCUGCAGAUUCCUUUUAUUACGUCUCAGUGGUAGGAGGAGAAAAAGCCAUCAGGAAUUAGAGAUCUGUCGUCUGCAGAGGCACUUGUCUGCUGGGGAGCACCAGCAGGACCUUUUCCAAGGCCAGCCAGCCAUGUUUGUGUCCCGGCACUCCCAGCCACCCACUCAGAGUCUGGUGGAGCUGAUCCAGCUCUGUGGAGGAACCAUCUGCAAAACCGUGCGGCAGGCAGGCAUCUGCAUCGGGAAAUACAGCGGCAGGAGACCAGAGGGGAGCAGGAUCCUGUCUGAGCAGUGGGUGCUGGAUAGUAUCACACGUUUGAAGCGGCUGUCAUAUGAUGACUACAACUUGGAGUGAAAGCUGUGAUCUUAUUUUGGACAGUACCUGGUCACACACCUUACAGUGUUCCUCGUGUGCAGGUUUAUCAUCUUGCUCGUGACCAGAGGCUUUACAUAAAUCCUCUGAAAAAUUCAGUUUUUCAAAGAACUUUAGUCCCUGGUUACCAUGGAAACCUGUUACUCUGAGAACUAUAAACUAUUCAACAAUGCUUCAAGUUACUGUGAAACAUUAAAGACUUAUUGCAUUUAGAUCCUUUAUUAUUUCCUUUUUUUUGUAUUUAACAAAAAGACAUGUGAUUGAACUUUGAGAUUUUUUAUAUAACAAUGUGAUCUUAAAAAUAUUUACUGAGCCAGUUUAACACUCUAAUAAAGAUCAUACACUGUAUCAUUAUAGGUAUGUUUUGUGAUUUUAUUGUUAAUAAAUACUUUGCAAAUUC